AUGAUCAAAUCCCUUCCUUCGUUCGCUUACCUUCUUGCCUUUGUUCUCAAUUUGGCUCUAGGUGCUGACAGUGGUAACAACACCAAUACGCCAGCCAUCGAGGUUAUAGGCAACAAGUUUUUCUUUUCCAACAACGGUUCCCAAUUUUAUAUGAGAGGUGUGGCCUACCAGGCAGACACGGCUAACUCGACUUCAGAUGAAACAAUCAAUGAUCCGUUAGCUAACUACGAUAAUUGUAAGAGAGACUUGCCAUACUUGCAGGAGUUGCAAACCAAUGUGAUCCGUGUGUAUGCUUUGAAUACGUCCCUCGACCACACUGACUGCAUGACUGCGCUUGCUGACGCGGGUAUAUACGUUAUCGCAGAUCUCUCAGAGCCAAGUUUAUCGAUCAACAGAGAUUCUCCUUCCUGGGAUUUGGACUUGUACAAUCGUUACACAGAAGUCGUCGAUGCUCUUCACAAUUAUACCAAUGUUUUGGGAUUUUUCGCAGGUAAUGAAGUUAGUAACAACGCUUCAAACACCGAUGCGUCUCCAUUCGUGAAAGCCGCCAUCAGAGAUGUCAAGAAGUACAUCUCCGACAAAGGUUACAGAAGCAUCCCAGUAGGUUACUCGACUAACGACGACGAAGAUACUAGGGUACCCAUGGCUGACUACUUUGCUUGCGGUGACCAAGACGUUAAGGCUGAUUUCUACGGUAUCAACAUGUAUGAAUGGUGUGGCUCUUCAUCAUUCACCGCUUCUGGAUAUGCAGACAGAACCAAGGAAUUUUCAAACUUGAGUAUUCCAGCUUUCUUUUCCGAAUAUGGCUGUAACGAAGUUCAACCAAGAAAGUUCGAGGAAGUUUCCGCUCUUUACAGCGAUAAUAUGACUAGUGUCUGGUCUGGUGGUAUCGUCUACAUGUACUUCGAGGAGGCCAACAAUUAUGGUCUUGUUUCUGUGGAUGGGUCCAAAGUAAGCACGCUGAGCGAUUUCAAUUAUCUAAAAAGCGAGUUAGCCUCUAUUUCCCCUAGCUCCGCCAAUAGUGCUUCUUAUACGGCGUCAACAACCUCUCUUUCUUGUCCUGCAACAGGCCAAUAUUGGAAGGCAGCUACUGCACUACCACCUACGCCCGAAAAGAAUGUCUGUGACUGCAUCAAAAGCAGUUUGACUUGUGUACUAAGCGACGAUGUUGAUGAUGACGAUUAUGGCGACCUAUACUCGUACUUGUGUGAUAAGAUUGACUGUGGUGAUAUUUCUGUUAAUGGAACUACAGGAUCCUACGGUACUUACUCCUUCUGUGACGACGAAACUAAACUAUCGUUUUUACUAAACAAAUACUAUGAGUCCCAAAACAAAGCCAGCAGUGCGUGUUCCUUCAGCGGUUCAGCUUCACUGGCCUCCGCCAGUAGUGCCUCAUCCUGUGGAACUGUCUUGUCCUCUGCUUCAGCAAGUGCAAGUUCGGUAUCUGCUUCCGCAUCUGGAAAUGCCUCGGGCUCUGCGUCUGGUUCUGGUUCGUCCUCAAGCUCGUCAAGCACCUCUUCCUCUUCGGGUAAGUCAAACUCUGCUGGACUAACUAGCCAGCCUAUUUCGACUUCCUCUGUUAUACUGGCCAGUGUUUUCGUUUGUUUCGUUACGAUGGGCCUCGGUUCUGUCAUGUUGUAA
This is a messenger RNA of Lachancea fermentati, 1641 nucleotides long. The record is from the annotation of a GenBank genome assembly. Lineage: Eukaryota; Fungi; Ascomycota; Saccharomycetes; Saccharomycetales; Saccharomycetaceae.